GACGGCACGCGCCCGCCCGGCUCCGCCCGCCCCCGUGACCGGCCGCGCCUCAGCUUCCAUCGCACCUCGCCCGCAGCCCGCGGAGCUCCGCCUGACCUCCGCCGCAUCGCGGGAGGUCAGCUUUCAGGUCAGCUUUCAAGGUGAGGCACCUCAGCCGAGGUCACGACCUCGCCAGACGGCGGCCAUGGCGACCAUUUACGCCGUGGUGAGCCCGCACAGCAAGAUCCACAUCAAGACGGAGGUGCUGAGCCCGCACAGCACCACGCGCACGCCCACCCCGCAGCGGCCGUUGCGACCCAUCAACAAGGACGGCGAGCCGGGUAAGGCGCGCCGCCAGCUCGCCAUGAACCUCAACAAGGGCGGCCCGGUGAUCAACAACCGGCGCAACGCGCGCGAGCGCAACCGCGUCAAACAGGUCAACCAGGGCUUCGCCGUGCUGCGCGCGCACCUCCCGGCGGCGCCGAAGAGCAAGAAGAUCAGCAAGGUGGACACGCUGCGCGGCGCCAUCGACUACAUCCAGGGCCUGAGCGA
Pollicipes pollicipes is the source of this 531-nucleotide messenger RNA. RefSeq names its product achaete-scute homolog 2. Gene Ontology annotation, molecular function: DNA-binding transcription factor activity, RNA polymerase II-specific; protein dimerization activity; RNA polymerase II transcription regulatory region sequence-specific DNA binding. The record is from RefSeq and is a predicted model, not a curated record. Lineage: Eukaryota; Metazoa; Arthropoda; Thecostraca; Pollicipedomorpha; Pollicipedidae. Gene Ontology annotation, biological process: regulation of transcription by RNA polymerase II; developmental process.